AUGGUGGCCAGGCCUCAAUACGAGCCGCCGACCAAGAUCCUAGCGGGUAGACGAGAACGCCCGAAGGCGAUGAUCGUCAUGUCGGCGUCGGCAAGGGAGUCGAUCACUGCACCAGGUAUGAUCAAGAGUGAUCGAGAACAGCCUCCAUCAACGGAAUUGGGAGGGACACAAAUUGAACCGAAGGAGGAAGCUGACGAUGGCGUGGACGACGCUGUCUGCUACCAUCAAGGCGGAGACAUCUUCCCUGAAGACAUCGAGAAUAACAUGACUGUCCUGCCGGAAGUGGAGGCUACCACGAAGGAAGUCACCAUCGACGACAUACAACGACACCACUUGCUGAUCGGAGCUGGUAACGCGUUACCACCGGCCGCCUUCGGAGCUAUUUGCGACAUUGAUGUCGGAACGGCAAAGCCGGUAGCUCAGCGAUGUCGACGGGUAGCGCCACAAUUCCGCGAGAAGCUGUCCAUGCUCAUCAAGGGACUGCUGUCGGCAAAGAUCAUCACCACCUCCACCUCACCUUGGGCGUCACCCAUCGUAGUCAUCAUCAAGGCCAACGGGGUUGACAUCCGCCUCUGCAUUGAUUACCAGGUGGUGAACAGCCUUACCAGGUUGAUGGUGUACCCUAUGCCGUUGAUCAACGACCCCCUCGAAGACUUGGACAAGGCACUCUGGUACUGUUCCCUCGAUAUGGCUAGUGGCUUCUGGGGGGUGUCAAUGACCCCGCGAGCAAGGCUGGUGCUCAUCGUCGACAACGCGUUGUAUGGCCACAUGCGCAUCAAGCCCGAUCAGGAUCGAUCGAGCCCUGUUGAUGUCUUCGAGGAAGGAGAGCCGGAGCCGGAACCUAAGCCGUCGGUCCUCGGGAGAAGGUCGUAUGUGAACGACAUCCUUGUGACGGGCGACUCGUGGGAUAGCAUGUACAACCGUGUCGACAAACUGCUCGACGUCUGUUAUCGGUGGAACCUAUCGAUCAGCGUAGCCAAGAGCUACUGGGGUCGCGCAAAGUGGCGUAUCUAG
Molecule: messenger RNA, 1014 nt
Organism: Phytophthora megakarya
Lineage: Eukaryota; Oomycota; Peronosporomycetes; Peronosporales; Peronosporaceae
Source: the annotation of a GenBank genome assembly